Messenger RNA from Plutella xylostella (diamondback moth), 2876 nucleotides. It is a transcript of the gene Spt-I, whose product is annotated as serine palmitoyltransferase subunit I. NCBI's taxonomy places the organism in Eukaryota, Metazoa, Arthropoda, Insecta, Lepidoptera, Plutellidae. Gene Ontology annotation, cellular component: endoplasmic reticulum. Gene Ontology annotation, biological process: sphingosine biosynthetic process; ceramide biosynthetic process. The record is from RefSeq and is a predicted model, not a curated record. Gene Ontology annotation, molecular function: pyridoxal phosphate binding; serine C-palmitoyltransferase activity.
UUGCUGUCAAAUUGACAGUUCGGAUUCACGGUUCGGUCGGUUUCUUGGUUUCUAAUUUCUAUUUAUUUUCCAUUUUUUAAAGGAAAGUGUAAGGAAAAUUGUAUAUAUAUUUACAAAACCUUUGUAUCUCACGUUAGUUCUCAGUAUAAAAGAGGUAGAAAGCAAUAUCAUGAUUCUUAUCGAUAUUUACGACAUGGCCGGUUGGUGGACAUUACUCAUCACUCUGCAAGUAAUAUUGGGUUCCGCGUAUUUUUUGUGGAGCAAGAAGUCAAAAAAGCAGUAUGACCCGCUUUGUAACGGCACUGCCGUGGAGUGGAAGCCACGGCCGCUGAUUGAGGAAGACGUGAUAGUGGAAGAGCCACCAACUGUUGGUAAAAUUGAUGAGAAUGUCCUUAAUGUUGGAGCUACUAGUUUCCUCUGCUUGGAGAAAGAGGAGUCAAUUAUGAACAGUGCCUUAAAUUCCCUGAGCAAGUACGGGGUCGGGUCCUGCGGCCCACGAGGGUUCUACGGAACUAUUGAUGUGCAUUUGGAACUGGAGGAGAGACUGGCUAAGUUCCUAGAGGUUGAGGAAACUUGUGUGUAUUCAUAUGGGUUCUCAACAAUAGCAAGUGCUAUUCCUGCUUAUGCUAAAAAGGGAGAUAUAAUUUUUGCAGAUGAAAAAGUCUGGUUCGCCAUACAAAAGGGGUUUGAUGCAGCUAGAAGCACAGUCAGAUACUUCAAACACAAUGACAUGGAGAACCUGGAGGAGAUGCUCAGUGCUGCCACCAGGAAGAAGGAACUGAACCCGAGACGGAGAGCAUUCCUCGUAGCAGAGGCCAUUUACUACAACACAGGAGAAAUGUGCCCUUUGAAGAGAAUUGUAGAACUUGCUAGAAAGUAUAAGCUGAGAAUCAUUUUGGAUGAAAGCUUGAGUAUUGGUGUCCUUGGCAAGCAUGGGCGAGGCAUCACAGAACAUCUGAAUGUUCCUCGAGAGGAGAUAGACCUGAUUGUGGGUUCUCUGGAGCACUCCUUUGCCACCAUUGGAGGAUUCUGUGCCGGCACGCACUACAUUGUGGAACACCAACGACUUUCCGGCUUAGGCUACUGCUUCAGCGCGUCCCUGCCUCCCAUGCUGACGCAGGCCGCGAUCAGCGCGCUGGACGUGCUGGAGGCGCGGCCCGCCAUGCUGCGAGAACUCGAGGCAUGCUCGAGAAAGUUGCACGCGGCCCUCUCAAAACUGAAACACUUCUCCGUGCGAGGCGACGAGCUAUCUCCCGUCAAACACCUGUAUCUCAAGAAAGAGGACCUGACCGACCGCUUGAAGCACAGCUACCUACGAAACGUAACCAACUAUUGCAUGGAAAAAGGCAUAGCUAUGUCUCUAGCCGCAUACUUACGCGAUGUAGAACACAGCUGCCCGGAACCGUCGAUAAGAAUGGCUUCGAGUAGGAAACUCAAUGAUGAAAAUAUAUCUCUCAUCUGUAACCUUUUGGACGAGGCGUAUGAAAACGUUGGACCGAAACCAGAAUUGCAAGCUAUUUGAUUGAGGUAAGGUUCCUUUUUUUCAAUGGUCUCUAAAGACCCGAUUUACACUUGACCAGAAUACUGUACCUGCUAUACUUAUUCUAGAAAGGUUAGUUACUUCACGAGUUCCAAUGUCAUAUCGAGAUUUUAACUUUAAAAUAUGGAAUAACAUAGUUUUAGGACCGCAUUGCAUUUUAAAAGAUACCUAAAAAUAAUUACUUUGUUUUUAAUAUUGUUAAGCUUGUUAUUGUUAUGAUAGCUUAGAUAUUGUUAUCCAUCUUGUUAUGAUGACACCAAUCAGCCUGAUAACUACAAUUAUAUAACUGUCGCAUGCUACACUAUCAGACAUUACAAAAAAAUAUUGCAUUUGUGCGAAAAGCCUGUGAAGUUGCUUCUUUUUUAGUGUUAAGGCUUGUUCAUGAAUCGAAUACCUAGUAUUACAUAUUUACACAAGUUACUCUCAGAUUUUACAUAUCAAGUUAAGUACAUAGCUUUUAUAACAGCCUACAUGUAAUAUUAACUAGAUAAUAGGUAAUUCAUGUUACAAUGGAAAACAAUGCAUUUCAUAUUUUUUUAAAGAGAUAGGUACUUACAAGAGUUUUUCAAUACAUUCCUAGCAAUUGCUUUGUACCAAAGGCGUUUAAGUCUGCGAAUCUAACUAGGUAUAAACACUAAAAACUAAAAUUACUUACGGCCUUCGUAUAAGUACAACAUACAUACAUACAUAAUAUGCUCACGACUGUAAUACCCGAAGGGGUAGUCAGAGCGAGAGUCGCGAGCCGUAUUGCCGUAUAAGUAUUUACAACUAGUUUGAAAAUAGCAUUGUUAUAAAUAAUAUUAUACUCGUAUGCGCGGAUUAUCUAUCUAAUUUACGUUAAUAAUUUUCUAUAAGGAGAAAGACAACAAUCUGAUAGAUAUCUGCUUAGUCACAAAGUAAAUCGGCUUAGUGUUCUUUUUUUUACUUAAGAUCUUAUCUUUAAUCAUAGAAAAUAUUUGUUAUAUUGCAAAACACUUAAACCUGAGUACAGCAGUAUACCAUAAUGUUAAUUGUUUUUUUUAAGUAUAACUAUUAAUUUAACGGUUAUUAAAGUGCCUUUUAAUAAUACAAAAUUUAAAUGACUACAGAUUUAUGUAAGUCAGAGUCGAAAAUAAGUUCUAGAAUAUAUUUUUUAUUGAAUUUGUUAAAUAAGUACAGUAAAAAUCAAGCAACGUUCAUUAUGUUUACAAUGUGCUUAUGUGUUAUAAACUUUACUUAUGGAACACCACUCGAAAUAUUAUGUUUUACAUUAUUAUGAAUCAUGCCAGCACACUACUAGGAUUAAGUACAUUGUUAUAUUGUCCUAUGAAUAAAUGUAUUAAUAUUUUAUCAAAUA